This is a messenger RNA of Gadus chalcogrammus (walleye pollock), 6243 nucleotides long. It is a transcript of the gene col5a2a, whose product is annotated as collagen, type V, alpha 2a. The coding region runs from base 289 to 4776 and encodes 1495 amino acids. The record is from RefSeq and is a predicted model, not a curated record. NCBI's taxonomy places the organism in Eukaryota, Metazoa, Chordata, Actinopteri, Gadiformes, Gadidae. Gene Ontology annotation, molecular function: protein binding; extracellular matrix structural constituent. Gene Ontology annotation, cellular component: collagen type V trimer. The transcript is spliced from 54 exons.
AGAGAGGGCUGACAAAAGGAGGAGGCAGAAUUAGGCCCGCCAGCAUUCUUCUGGUUUGAAGCUGUAACUACCCACAGAGGAAGAAAAAAAGGAGGCUCCAGUGCAGAGUGGGCUGGGGUUGGGUCUGCUUGCAGCUUACAAGGACACACGCGCUUGUCUUCAUGGUGGGGUGCUGAUAACCAGAGCUAUCUUUUUUAUUCUUCUUUCAUUUUCCCCUCCCUGUUUUUUCAUCCCCCCUUUUUGCCCUUAUUUUUGUGUACGGAGGAGGCUCAUGUCUCUAUCAUAGACAUGAUGGGAUUUGUGCAUUUAAGGACAUUCUUAUUGCUGGUGGUGCCUGUGGCGCAGGUCCUCUGCCAAAACAGUGGUGACGACCAGAGCUGCACGGCGGACGGCCAGACGUACACCAACAGGGACAUCUGGAAGCCGGAGCCAUGUCGGAUCUGCGUGUGCGACAAUGGACAGGUGCUCUGCGACGAGAUCCAGUGUGAAGACCUCGGGGAGUGCCAGCGCUUCAGCAUCCCCGACGGGGAGUGCUGCCCCAUCUGUGAGACCGGUGGCUCGAGCGGCACCAACACCGGCGGUGGCUCCACCGGGCAGGGUAGCGUUGAUUACGGCACGGUGACCAGGGGUCCGAAAGGAGAGCCUGGAGAUGUGCCAAUCGUGACAGGAAUCAGAGGACGCCCUGGACCAAUGGGUCCCCCAGGAGCCUCAGGAUUCAGAGGAGACCGGGGCCAGAAAGGAAGGCCUGGCUUGAGAGGAGCGUCAGGUUUUGAUGGAGAGCCAGGAAUCCCGGGACAGCCUGGAGAGCCAGGACCACCAGGACCCCAACAGCACCCUGGGGGGCUCGGGGCUCAUAUGGCCGGAGACUCAAAGUCCGCUGGUCAGCACGCCAUGAUACCUGGCUCCAGGGGAGAGGCGGGAACAAGAGGACCCCCAGGACCAGCUGGUUCUCCGGGUGCAUCUGGACCCCAGGGAUCUCCUGGAGAUGUUGGUGACUCAGGACACAUGGGGCCACCAGGCCAGAGGGGCCCCGAAGGUCCACCAGGGAAACCAGGUGAAGACGGUGAAGCAGGGAAGUCUGGAAACUCUGGAGAGAUGGGAUUCCCUGGCUCAGCUGGACCAAGAGGAUUUCCAGGGACACCUGGACCUCCGGGAUUGAAAGGACAUAGAGGCCAUGGUGGUAUCAUUGGCCAGAAGGGUGAAACAGGAACAGUUGGAUCAAAGGGAGCUACUGGCCCCACUGGUCAGUUGGGAGCUCCGGGCCCCAUGGGUCCAGCAGGAAUGCCGGGCGAGAGAGGAAGACCCGGACCUGGAGGUGCCGCGGGGACGAAAGGUCCAUCCGGUAUGCUUGGGAAACCGGGCUCCCUGGGUCCAUUGGGCAUUAAUGGACCUCCUGGUUAUCCAGGAACCCCAGGAAUGAAGGGUCAAGCUGGCCCCACAGGUGUGCGUGGUCCUGAAGGCCCCCAGGGACAAAGAGGAGAGACCGGUCACCUGGGAAGAGCAGGACCAAUUGGUCUCAGAGGACCCAUGGGAACUGACGGAGGCCCGGGAGCUAAAGGCCCAGUGGGCAAUGUUGGUACCGGGGGCCCCGGUGGCCAUCUUGGACCCUCCGGACCCCCUGGGCCCCAGGGAAGCACUGGUCAGCCAGGAAUCAAGGGCCAGCUGGGUGAUCUGGGUGUAGGAGGAUUUAAAGGAGAAGCCGGGCCUAAGGGUGAAUCUGGUUCUUCUGGAUCUCAGGGGGUGAUCGGACCCCAGGGUGAGGAGGGUAAACGCGGACCCAGGGGAGAUUCCGGUUCUCUUGGACCUAUUGGUCCCGUUGGUGAGAGGGGAUCUCCUGGAAACAGAGGAUUCCCUGGUGCUGAUGGAUUACCGGGACCUAAGGGUGCCCUUGGAGAUCGUGGAACAUCUGGUGUAUCUGGCCCCAAAGGAGCGUUUGGUGACCUUGGUCGUGGUGGAGAACCUGGUCUGCCAGGUGCCAGGGGUCUGACUGGCACUCCUGGAGUCCAAGGAGCUGAGGGAAAGCCAGGACCUCUGGGCGCCGCCGGUGAGGAUGGACGCCCUGGACCUGCAGGAUCCAUCGGGAACAGAGGUCCAGCUGGAACUAUGGGACUGCCAGGACCCAAAGGCUUCAAUGGUGACCCAGGAAAGACAGGGGAACAAGGCUCUGCAGGAGUAGCAGGUCAGAGGGGUCCUCCAGGGAAAGACGGAGAGGUCGGACCAGCUGGCCCCCCAGGCCCGUCUGGUGUUGCAGGAGACAGAGGAGAGCAAGGACCACCAGGUGUCAAUGGAUUCCAGGGCUUGCCUGGAAACCAAGGACCACCGGGAGAAUCUGGGAAACCAGGUGACCUGGGUAUUCCCGGAGAGUUGGGAGCAGUGGGACAGAUUGGACCAAGGGGAGAGCGAGGAGUUCCUGGUGAAAGAGGUGAACUCGGUUCAACCGGUCUUCAAGGACCCAAAGGAAUCCCCGGAUCCCUUGGUCCAGAUGGACCCAAGGGUAGUCCUGGACCCACCGGGACCCUGGGAGACGCAGGACCCCCUGGUCUGCAGGGACAGUCUGGAGAGAGGGGUAUCUCCGGAUCACCGGGGCCCAAAGGCGACAGAGGUAAUAUCGGGGAAAAAGGAUCCGAAGGUACACCUGGAAAUGAUGGUGCUAGGGGUGCUCCCGGAGCUGUUGGCCCACUGGGACCCUCAGGCCCUAGCGGUGAAAAGGGGGAGCCCGGACCCAAAGGCCCAGCAGGGCCCUACGGUUCGCGAGGAGUCCACGGAGCCAGAGGUGACCCUGGACCGACCGGAGCGGUGGGAUUCGCCGGACCACCCGGCCCUGACGGCCAGCCUGGAGUGAAAGGGGAGCCUGGAGAGCCAGGUCAGAAGGGAGAUGCUGGAUCCCCAGGACCCCAGGGAUUGUCUGGAGCUCACGGACCUCCAGGGCCCUCUGGUGUUGCUGGACUUAAAGGAGGAAGAGGAACUCAGGGUGCACCAGGUCCAACUGGAUUCCCUGGAUCAGCAGGAAAAGUUGGCCCACCAGGUCCCAAUGGUCCCAUCGGUGAGGCUGGCCCACUGGGUGCCCCAGGUAAAGAGGGUCCAGCCGGUCUGCGUGGAGACAACGGAGCCCCAGGAAGACAGGGCGAGAGGGGCCCCGCAGGACCCGGCGGCAGCUCAGGAGACAAGGGAGACUCUGGAGAGGAUGGACCCACGGGCCCCGAUGGCCCUCCUGGUCCAGCUGGAACUACAGGACAGAGAGGCAUCGUGGGACUUCCCGGGCAGAGAGGAGAACGUGGCAUGCCUGGACUUCCAGGAGCUGCUGGUCCACCAGGAAAGCAGGGAGCAGCGGGUACAACUGGAGACAAAGGACCCUCUGGACCUUUGGGUGUUCCCGGUCUCAAUGGACCCCGUGGCGAUCCAGGUCCUGAUGGGCCUGCUGGAUCUGACGGCCCACCGGGCAAGGACGGUGUUUUGGGACAAAGGGGCGCCAGAGGCGACCCCGGUCCUGAGGGGCUUCUGGGAUCUUCGGGGCUUCCUGGUACCCCAGGUCCUGUGGGGGCAACCGGUGGGGCAGGAAGGAGAGGAGACGCUGGCUCUAGAGGACCCGUGGGACCCCCUGGCUCUGCUGGAAAGAGGGGAUUGACGGGACCACAAGGACCAAGAGGAGAUAAGGGUGACCUUGGAGAUCAUGGAGAGAGAGGUCAGAAGGGACACCGUGGAUUCACUGGUUUGCAGGGUCUGCCCGGACCUCCCGGUACAACUGGUGAACAGGGAACCACUGGUAUCAUCGGACCAAGUGGCCAAAGGGGACCUCCCGGACCCAUUGGGCCACCAGGAAAGGAAGGAUACCUUGGACAGCCAGGACCAAUGGGACCUCCAGGAACACGUGGAAUCAGUGGAGAGAUCGGACCUGAGGGACCACCAGGAGAAGACGGCCCACCGGGACUCCCUGGCCCACCCGGACCCCCCACCGCCGCCAUGGAAGACAUGUUCGGAGGUCACGACUACGACUCCGGCCCCCCUCCUCCUCCUGAGUUCAGCGAGGACGAGGCCAUGCCCGUCAGCAACGGCUCCACCAUCGUGCCGGUCGACCCCGGGGUACAGGCUACCCUGAAGGCUCUCAGCAGCCAGAUCAAUAGCAUGAAGAGCCCAGAUGGCAGCAAGAAGCACCCGGCCAGGACCUGUGAAGAUCUGAAACAGUGCUACCCGGCCAAGAAGAGCGGAGAAUUCUGGGUGGAUCCUAACCAGGGCAGCGCUGAGGACGCCAUCAUGGUGCACUGCAACAUGGAGACCGGAGAGACCUGCAUCGCAGCCAACCCCGCCAACAUCCCCCGGAAGUCAUGGUGGAACACUGCCAGGAACAAGCCUGUGUGGUUCGGAGCCGACAUGAACCGAGGAUCACAAUUCACCUAUGGCAACAAAGACCAGUCGGCCAACUCUGUCACGGUCCAGAUGACCUUCAUCCGUCUGCUGUCUAAGGAGGCGUCCCAGACCAUUACCUACCACUGCAAGAACUCUGUGGCCUACAAGGAUGCCAAGACCGACAACCUGAAGAAGGCCCUGAUCCUCAAGGGAUCCAACGACCUGGAGCUGAAGGCAGAGGGCAACAACCGCUUUAGAUACACCGUGGUGGAAGACAAAUGCACGCAAGCCAACGGAAACUGGGGCAAGACAGUGUUUGAAUACAGGACACAGAAAACCGCCAGACUUCCCAUUGUGGAUGUGGCUCCUGUGGACAUUGGUGGCCCUAACCAAGAGUUCGGUAUUGACAUCGGGCCCGUGUGCUUCUUGUAGAGUAACAACAGGGGGGGGAGUUGUCCAGGAGGACCCCCAAAACUAUUGAACUGACAGCUGAGAAGCUCAGCCACAUUGUACAUACCAGUACUGCGGACUAUUCUGGCCCUGUGGCAAGAUAUUUAUUGUGCCUUUCAAACAAUACCAAGACCUCCUUACAUCCAACAUGAUUUGAUUGUAAGUCAGAUGAAUGUUUGAGAGAAAUUUACAUAAAAACAAAUUUAAUACCUUUCAGAAUAAUUCCUUUGUCUUCUUUUUAAAGUUUGACUUGAUUUUUUCCCCCCCCAAGUUAGGACGCACCCUUGUAAUCCUACUUGGUUUAAAAGAUGUUAUCCACUAAUGGCAUGUGUUUACUGAGCUAAAUACUGUUUAGCUGAAAACCAACUGCUUUCUUCCUUGUUAGUUUGUACUGCUGUUGGUGGCUUGACGACAUCGUCCCAUGCCAGUGAUUGAUUUUCUUGCCAACCACUAUGAACUGCUUAUAGGUUUGAUAGAUUUUAUGUAUUAUUUUAUUUUAUUUUAAUAGCACAUUUUGAAUACAAAAUGAAAAUGUUGGUGCUAAUCAAGGACAAUAAAUAUAGCACGUCUGUAUUUCUCCUUGAGACGGUUUUUGAUAAAGAAAGCCUCAUUUUUGUAUCCAGUUUAUUGUGUCUCUGUGCUGACCAUAGAACAUUAAAGAUCCAUUGAGACUGUUCAUUCCUCAGUCGUAGCUACCUCGUCUCCAGAAACCGGGAUGCGAUGAGAUGGCUUGUAAAUCAUACUUUUCCCCCCACAGGUGCUGUUUUGUAAGUAGUAGUGAGCCUUGUGCACUUUUAUUCCAGCACAGGCAGACGGGAAGGGAUUGGGGUUGCCAAAUAAAAGUCAUUUCUGUCGAUGAUGGAGAGGUGUAAUUGGAGUUGUCUGAAUGGUGAUGAUUUAUAUAAACAUAUAUAUAUAUAUAUCCCCCCCAACCCUCUUUACUAUUUCAAUUACUUUGCACAGAUUUCUCCUUUAUGCAUGUCAAUUUCCCCCCUUUUUAGUAUCUUUUUAUAUGCCCUUGAAGUCCUUUUAUAAAAGGUGGAGUGCUUGUUUGCUUCAUGUACUGCUUGCUAUGCAACAAAUUAAAAACAAUGCUUGUUUAUCCCCACAACGCUUUGUCAUAUUAAUCUAAGUUUGAUAGGUAAAUCCACAAGCUUCUCUUUCUUCCCGAUUGCGGUGAUAUUUUCUGUGGACGUAUUGAUGGCAUAGGGAAAUUAGUUGCGUUUCUGCAUCUGAACUAGUUUUGUAUUUAAAGUUAAGGUGACUAAGCUUUUUGUCCCCUCCCUGCAUGUAUUAUGUAUUCUGCUAUUGUGUGGAGCACCUCUUUUUGUUUGAGGCAGUACGACUGGGUUCAAUGCUAUUUAUUUCUGAAUCUUAAAAAGAACAUGAAUAUGAUCAUGAACAUGAACUUUGAACAUGAUCAUAUUUCCUUCAUGAGCCUUCUAACCC